AUGGCCAUGGUAUCUUCUAAAGCAAUUCAGGACUUAGUCACUAUUCUACGCCACGACUUUACUGUCGAAUUGAACGCUUCAUUAGCUUCGUUGCCACCUCAGUCUUCCACUUUUCUGAAGAUACAUGCUGAGAUCUGCAUCGAUCAACCUGCGCCACAGGAUCAGCUUGGAGGACACAAGUCUCAACCAAUUUAUUUAGGUUCAAUUUCACUAGAUCAAACCGAGUCACAUGAACAUGUAAAUCAACAAUGCACAAUACCUGUGACUACAGGUCCUUCUCUGUUGCGUGAUGAUACGAUGAUGAAGGGGGUUGAAUCGGCUCAUAAAGUGCCUGAACUGCCCAGCAUUCACCAAUCCUCCUCCCUUGAGAAGAGGCGAAAGACUAUCGGAGGACUAACGAUCAGAAGAGGCGGUUGUGAUGAGAUGCCAGAUGACUCUAGUACAUCUUCUCAGGCAGGAAAUUCAACUGUUAGACAGUUACAGACAGAAUCCCGAGUGUUCCCUCAAAGAAAGAAGAGGAAUGACCAUGGCGUUCAUCAAUUGCAGCCAUCCUCAGUUGAAAAGUUUGUUGCUGGAGUAUGGAAACAAAUAUACAGUAACGUCGAGCUUGCACCCAUUUUGCUGGAUAGUGACUGUGUGCCAAUGAUCGCACGCGGCGGACCUAAUAUCGAGACGUUUCGAGCCAUCAACUCACUCUGUCUAAAAAUCACGACAGUAGCACGCCGGUGUCGCUCCUUAGAGACAAUCAUUCAAGCUCACUGGGUCGACUGCUUUGAUUAUCGAGUCAAAGAAAUCGGAAUCCAGAACCCAUUUCUAUCCAACACAGAUACCAAAAUGCUUGCUCUCCGAGAGGCUUGUACAAUCCUUAAAUGGUCAGAAAAGGAGCUGAGGAACAGACUAGCAAUCUGGCGAGGAUACAAAGAAAUUAAGGAUGCAGGUGGCUGGGCCUGCUUAGCCUUUGCCGGCUCUGGAGUUUACAGACUCUGCAAAUAUCGCGUGGGCUUCGAAAAGAAUCUCACAGCAAGACUUGAACGACUCCAAUCUAGUCUAGAAGUAGCAGCCGAUACAAUCCACCCAGAAUGGCGGAAACUCCUAAAAUUCAUAGGCAUAGAAUGUCAACCGGCAUAUACUGGGCAUCCACAUGACUGGGUCGUCUGCGACACAGCGAAACCUGUUACGCUCAAAUCCACAUACAUGCAGUGGGACCUGGAUUUUGAAUUUUCGCACCUUGAGGAGUCCGUGAUAGAUCAAGCUGCUUGGGGUAUUGAAGAUCCGCGAAUGGUGGAAAAUUCUAGUAUUGUAUCUUGUCGUGAUUGCGGACGCUUGCAAUCGAAUAACUCUUCUGUCAAUGAAUGCCGUUGUUUUCCAGAGUUAUACGGGUGCUGCAAAGCACCUCCUCCUGUACAGGUUUUUCGUACUCCACGGGGAAUGAACAACGGGAUCAUCGCACGUUGCGAAUUUGGUCGCGGUUCAGCAAUUGGCGAAUUCGUAGGACUGGUUACUAAGGGAGUGGAAGGUAAAGAUGUAAUGCAAAGCAAAAGCACUGAAAAUCAGUAUCAAAUUUACCAAGGACGAAUGGGUAACUACACGCGCUUUGUAAACCAUUCCUGCGCACCGAACAGCCAAUUCCAGAAGUUUUACUGGCUGGGAAUUGAACGUAUUGUUUUGGUCUCUAAAAGGAUUGAGGCUGGAGAAGAAAUCACGGUAGACUACUCACAUGAGUAUUGGAAGGAUCUCGAUAAAGAUUGUUUGUGUGGAGAGUUAUGUUGCCGGUACGCAAGAAGGAGGGCACGUCCGUCUGCCACUUGA
Molecule: messenger RNA, 1809 nt
Organism: Botrytis byssoidea
Lineage: Eukaryota; Fungi; Ascomycota; Leotiomycetes; Helotiales; Sclerotiniaceae
Exons: 7
Coding region: 1-1809 (602 amino acids)
Molecular function (GO): protein binding
Source: RefSeq, a predicted model, not a curated record